GCUCAUGGACUGACGGACUCCAUUUCCCAGAGUUCCCCGCGGCUCUUGUGGUCCAGGGAGGACCUGAGGGGGUGGAGGUGUUCAUGUGAUGGAGAGACUCACUGGGGACCGGAGACCGAGCAUCACCGGAGACCGGAGCCUGUGACCGGGGAGCUGCAACAGCGGGACUCGCUCCGUUUUCUUUUGUUCACUAGUCCUCCUCCUCCUCCUCCUCCUCCUCCUCCUCCUCACUAGACGAUUCCUUGAGGCGGACGCCGGUGCUGUUGUGUUGCUGUGCUGUUGUGUGUCGGUGAUGGAUGCGGCGGAGUGCGGGCUGUGCGGGGUGAAGGUGAUGUGUCGCUUCAGGCCGCUGAACGACGCUGAGCGGAGCCGCGGAGACAAAUUCACCCCGAAGUUCAACGGAGAGGACACCGUGGUGGUGGCGGGGAAGCCGUAUGUAUUUGACAGAGUCCUUUCACCAAACACUGAACAGGUUCAAGUUUACGACGCCUGCGCCAAACAGAUCGUCAGAGAUGUGUUGGGAGGAUACAACGGGACCAUUUUCGCUUACGGUCAGACGUCGUCAGGAAAGACUCACACCAUGGAGGGGAAUCUCCACGACCCUCGUCAGAUGGGAAUCAUUCCUCGUAUCUCCAGAGACAUCUUUGACCACAUCUACUCCAUGGACGAGAAUCUGGAGUUUCACAUCAAGGUUUCUUAUUUUGAGAUAUAUCUGGAUAAAAUCAGAGACUUACUGGAUGUGUCAAAGACAAACCUUGCUGUUCACGAGGACAAAAAUCGUGUUCCCUUCGUGAAGGGCUGUACAGAGCGUUUUGUCUCCAGUCCUGAGGAGGUGAUGGACGUUAUUGAUGAAGGGAAAGCAAACAGACAUGUGGCUGUCACCAACAUGAACGAGCACAGCUCUCGCAGCCACAGCAUUUUCCUGAUCAACAUCAAGCAGGAGAACGUGGAGACGGAGAUGAAACUGUCGGGGAAACUUUACCUGGUUGACCUGGCAGGGAGCGAGAAGGUCAGUAAGACGGGAGCAGAAGGUGCUGUAUUGGACGAAGCAAAAAACAUCAACAAGUCUCUUUCUGCUCUCGGAAACGUCAUCGCUGCUCUGAGUGAAGGAACAAAAACUCACGUCCCGUACAGAGACAGCAAGAUGACCCGAAUCCUGCAGGACUCACUGGGGGGAAACUGUCGAACCACAAUCAUCAUCUGCUGCUCACCCUCCAUUUACAACGAGGCUGAAACCAAGUCCACCCUCAUGUUUGGCCAGAGGGCUAAAACCAUCAAGAACACAGUGUCUGUGAACCUGGAGUUGACCGCUGAGGAAUGGAAAAAGAAGUAUGAGAAGGAGAAAGAGAAGAGCAGGAGUCUGAGCAUUGUGAUCCAGAAACUGGAGAAUGAACUGAAACGCUGGAGAAAAGGUGAGUCUGUACCUUUAGAAGAGCAGCUGAGCAGCAGAAACAAGAAAAGCACCAUUGAGACGACAGCAGUGAUUGACAGCAUGGCUCCACCCCCGGCUCCUCUGUCCGAAGAGGAGAAGACGCAGUAUGAGACGCUCAUCGCCAACCUGUACCAACAGCUGGAUGACAAAGAUGAUGAGAUCAACCAGCACAGUCAGACAUCUGAGAAACUCAAACAGCAGCUGAUUGAUCAGGACGAGCUGCUGGCCUCUGGCCGUCAGGACUACGAGCGGCUGCUGGAGGAAAUGUCCCGACUGCAGAGGGACAGCGAUUCAGCUAAAGAGGAGGUGAAGGAGGUGCUGCAGGCUCUAGAGGAGCUUGCUGUUAACUAUGAUCACAAGAGCCAGGAGGUGGAGAUCAAGAAUCGCUGCAAUGAACAGCUGAACGAGGAGCUAGCACAUAAAACUGUAAUUCUGGAGACUGUCCAGAGAGAGUUGUCUCUUCUGCAGGAGGUUAGCUCUCACCAUAAGAAGAGGUCAGCAGAUAUAAUCAGUCUGUUGCUCAGAGACCUCAGCGACAUUGGCAGCGUCCUCGGAACCACUGAGCUCAAAGCUAUGACCGAAGUGAGCGGAGUGAUGGAGGACGAGUUCACCACAGCUCGUCUCUACAUCAGUAAAAUGAAAUCUGAAGUGAAGUCUCUGAUGAGUCGCAGCAAACAGCUGGAGGUCAGCGUCAUGGAAAAGAGCUGCAGGAUGGAGGCCAACGAGAAGGAGCUCAGCACCAGUCAGCUGCUUGUCUCUCAGCUCCAGGCUAAGCUGGUGUCUCUGAGUGACGACCUCCAGAUGGUGGAGCAGAAGAAGAGGAAGCUGGAGGAGAGUCAUGAUUCUCUGAUGGAGGAGGUCGCUAAGCUCCAUGCUCAAGGUCAAAUGCAUGAGGUCACAGUGAUGGACAAAGAGAAAGAACACAUGAGCAGACUGAAGGAUGCAGACGACAUGAAGGUGAUCAAAUCAAACACACCCAGUCUUCCAGACUGAUCCUCCGUCAAUGAUCCCAAUGUUUGGGGAUGUAUCCUGCAACACGCCUGACACAUGACACAUGAUACAUGACACAUGACACA
This is a messenger RNA of Mugil cephalus (flathead mullet), 2508 nucleotides long. RefSeq names its product kinesin heavy chain-like. Gene Ontology annotation, molecular function: ATP binding; microtubule motor activity; microtubule binding. Bases 293 to 2425 code for a protein of 710 amino acids. Lineage: Eukaryota; Metazoa; Chordata; Actinopteri; Mugiliformes; Mugilidae. The record is from RefSeq and is a predicted model, not a curated record. The transcript has 18 exons. Gene Ontology annotation, biological process: microtubule-based movement.